This is a messenger RNA of Papaver somniferum (opium poppy), 1575 nucleotides long. Its product is annotated as signal peptide peptidase-like 1. Gene Ontology annotation, cellular component: Golgi-associated vesicle membrane; lumenal side of endoplasmic reticulum membrane; cytoplasmic side of endoplasmic reticulum membrane. The record is from RefSeq and is a predicted model, not a curated record. The transcript has 4 exons. NCBI's taxonomy places the organism in Eukaryota, Viridiplantae, Streptophyta, Magnoliopsida, Ranunculales, Papaveraceae. Bases 180 to 1295 code for a protein of 371 amino acids. Gene Ontology annotation, molecular function: aspartic endopeptidase activity, intramembrane cleaving. Gene Ontology annotation, biological process: membrane protein proteolysis.
UUCCUUCGUUUUCCGAGGACAAACAAAGUAAAUAACCAAUAAAAGGAACUAACCCCAUUGUAGAAGAAGAAGAGGAGAGAGUCCUUUUCGGAAAAAAUUUUUUAGGUCUCUCAGAAUCUCUUCCUGGUCCAAGGGUUUUCUUGAAUUUGACUACUGUGGAAGAGAUCUCUGUGGGGGAAAUGGAGUCUUUAUGGAAGUUAACGUUUUUAUUUGCACCAGCACCAAUGGUUCUUAUCUUAACAGCAAUUGCAGUGACAUUUGCAGCUGCACAAAGGGCAUUGUAUUAUAGGAAAGAAAUGGAAAGGAAUCGAGAUUUCUCUGAAGCGUCGAUUACAUUAGAUCGAUCGCAAGCUCUUAUGAUCCCGAUUAUGAGUUCAUGUAGUUUGAUUUUGUUGUUCUAUUUGUUCUCGUCAGUCUCACAGUUUCUCACUGCAUUUACAGCGGUGGCGUCAAUGUUUUCGCUCUACUUUUGCUUCUCGCCUUAUGUCAGUGUUAUUAAUACGAAGCUUGGGAUUGCUGACCCGUACUUAUCAAGGUGUUGUUCAAAGUCUUUUACUAGGACACAAGGUGUUCUUGUUGGGGUUUGUGUAGGGACUGUUAUUUCUUGGCUUGUUACUGGUCAUUGGGUAUUGAACAACUUAUUGGGGAUAUCCAUUUGCAUUGCGUUUGUUAGUCAUGUUCGGCUUCCGAAUAUCAAAAUUUGUGCAUUGCUUUUGGUUUGCUUGUUCGUGUAUGAUAUAUUCUGGGUUUUCUUCUCCGAGAGGUUCUUUGGAGCUAAUGUUAUGGUUUCUGUGGCUACACGACAAGCAUCGAAUCCUGUUCACACUGUGGCGAACAGUUUGAGUCUUCCCGGUCUUCAAUUGAUAACUAAGAAGUUGGAAUUGCCAGUGAAGAUUGUGUUUCCCAGGAGUUUGAUGAGUGGUGCAGGCUCUGGGAGCGAUUCGGCGGAUUUCAUGAUGCUUGGUCUUGGUGAUAUGGCUAUUCCUGGCAUGCUUUUGGCGCUGGUUCUCUGUUUUGAUCAUCGAAGGACCAGGGAUUCAGCGACCCCUAUGGAAUUAUCCUCAACCAAAGGCCAAAAGUACAUCUGGUAUGCGGUUUGUGGAUAUGCUAUUGGGCUGGUAACUGCUUUAGCGGCUGGCAUCUUGAGUCAGUCACCUCAACCUGCUCUUCUUUAUCUGGUUCCUUCGACAUUGGGCCCAGUCAUGAUCAUUUCAUGGUUCAGGAAAGAACUCGUGGAACUUUGGGAAGGAAAUGAAGAAACCUUGAAUGAUAAAUCACAUGUUUCAGAGGUCUAAACUGUCCUCUCUUUCAAGUUCCAACAUAGUUAUUGCAGUGGUUCCUGCCGAGCUCAUGCCUCUAUAUAUCUGUAAAUUUCCACAGGAUAGAGCUGUUGUUAUGUUUUUCCCUUCUUUUUCUCGUUGUUGGUAAUCCUAGUAGUAGUAGUUCUUGUUAAAAGAAAAAAGCAAAAACAGAACAUGGUAAUAACAAAUUAAUGUUCAAGUUCCCUUGAAAAAUCUUCUUAUAGCUGCAACCACUGUCUCCCUCUGUGUAUAAAAAAGAACUAUGAUUUUGGGC